Molecule: messenger RNA, 1868 nt
Organism: Octopus sinensis (East Asian common octopus)
Lineage: Eukaryota; Metazoa; Mollusca; Cephalopoda; Octopoda; Octopodidae
Product: Ig-like V-type domain-containing protein FAM187A
Exons: 6
Coding region: 376-1839 (487 amino acids)
Source: RefSeq, a predicted model, not a curated record
UCGAUUAUAUCAAAUUCCCUGUUUCACUGGUACUUAAGUUACUGACCCCGCAAGGAUGAAAGACCAAGUCAAACCCGGUGGAAUUUGAGGUUGACUUUAUAAUAAGAAUAAAAAAACCGCUGUAAACCUAAGAAUACCUGGUUCUCUUAAAUCGCUUUCAAAAUCGAAAUAUUACAAAUUUAACAGAAUCUUAGUUGUCAGACGAUAGUCUCCUUUCCUAACAAUAUUUAAUCGCUUCCUUACAAUAUAUUACUGCUAAUCAUAAACUGCAUCCAUAGUAAAAAGUCCAGCUUGUUUGCUCCUAGGAACAGUUUGUUCCUACGAGCAAUAACAAAGUAAACAGCAAUAUAGAUAACUCAUAAAGUUUCAGAAAAUAUGUUUGCAAGAAAGAAGUUUUACUUUUCCUCAAUCUUUGGACAAUUGUGCUUUGUUAUUUUCCUGGCUCAGAUAAUAAAGACCGAAUGUGUAGGACAUGCGAGAAGUGGAGUCAGUAAUGUGAGUGGAAAUGGAGAGAAAGACCUCGAAACUUGGCUUGGGGUGCCAGAAAUGAAGUUACCCGGGGUCCAUGAGAAAACGGCACAGGAAUCCGCUAUGUUUGUGAGACGGAGCCUCAACAACGUAGAUGAUGUCUACAAAUUGAACAACCAAAGGCACAACAAACUUCCAUACACCCUCACGAUGGACUUGUUAACGCAGUACUAUGACUGCAUAAAAAGAACCCACACACGAGGAAGAUCUGUCUAUCAAACCUACAUCACAAAGCCUGGCCAAAGAGUAUUAUUGAAAUGUCACCAAUGUUUUAAACCAGGGACCACAACUGAAAUGAAGACAAGAGUGACCUGGCAACAUCUCCAGGAGAAAGGAACAGUACUUUCUCACAUCCAAUCCAAUGGAAACUACAAAAUAACUCCAAAGCGGGACUUAAUCAUCAAAGCAAUUAACAGUGAUCUGGAUGGUUAUUAUUACUGCAUCAAAAGAAAUCAAUAUGAAGCCAUCCACCAUCUAACAACAGUGACAAGCGUCCAAUUCCAUGCGGUUAUCGAGAACACUACAAAAAGCCUUCUAACAAUGAAACACCUAACAAGUAACAAUUUGAAAAUAUUCAGUACCUGGUCAAACUGGAGCAAAUGCAGUGAGUGUGGGAAAGAAGGAUUUCGGAGAAAAAUUGGUCUUUGCUCAAUAAAGAAACUUAAUAAGAGUGCUCCAGUAAGGCCAGUCGACAUCUACAUAUUUUAUUACUUUAAUGGAAGUUUAUCUUGUCAGUCAACUGCCUUGCCUGAGCAGAUACGGGAACUCCCAGCAAUCAAGUCACGCCCCAACGAAGUAUUUUACAACAAGUGUAAGGUGGCAUGCCCUAAGAAAGCAGCCAGUACAAUCAUUAAAGACCAGUCAGGAAAGGUGGUAGAAGUCGUGAAUGCAGGCUACUUGUCGCUCCAUCAAAAACGGAAACUGGCCCGCCCUGUAAUACGUGACGUGAUCUACACAACGAAGGGCAGUGACGUCAUAAUUAGAUGUCGCACAGAUGAGGAUAUUAUCCGAUGGCAGAAUAGGUCAGCACCACUGAAACAUUUCCUAGAGAGCCGCAAAACGAGAGGACGGGUGUUUAUUGACGUCACUAAUUCACUUCACAUCAGAAAUACUCAGUUCACAGACACUUCGAUAUACAGUUGCUGGAAAGAGACUCUCCUGCUGCAGACAACAAAACUGGUUGUGACAGAACCGAUGCCAGAUAGUGCAGAUCCGUAUAUCAUCUAUUCUCUGUGUGGAAUUACCAUCUUCGGGUUGCUAAUGACCACCUGUUGUAUGUACAGUGGUAGGCACAGAAAAAUGGCCCGUUAACACGGUAAACAUAACACCACUUGCUAAUA